AUUUUGUCAACAUGGCGAGAGCCGUGCUUCCACUGACUGUUCUUGCAUUGUGCCUUGCGGCGCUCGUCUUCUCCAGCCGCGCCGGUGCCGAUGCAGCGGCCGGGAGGAAGAUGGUCGGCGUGUAUGAGCUGAAGAAGGGGGACUUCUCCAUCAGGGUCACCAACUGGGGAGCUACUCUCAUGUCUGUGGUUCUUCCUGACUCCAAUGGCAACUUGGGUGAUGUAGUGCUGGGCUAUGAUACGGUUGCUGAAUAUGUUAACGGCACUGCCUACUUCGGAGGACUGAUCGGCCGCGUCGCCAACAGGGUCGCCAACGCGCGGUUCACGCUGGACGGGAAGACCUAUCGGCUGUUCCGCAACGACGGGAACAACUCGCUCCACGGCGGUCACCGUGGAUUCAGCAAGGUCGUGUGGACGGUCAGAGAGCACGUCGGCGGCGGCGCCUCGCCGUGCAUCACGCUGUUCUACCACAGCUUCGACGGUGAGCAAGGUUUUCCGGGCGACCUGGACGUGUACGUGACGUACGAGCUGCGGAGCCCGUACGUGCUGGCCGUGCGCAUGAACGCGACGGCGCGGGGCAAGGCCACCCCGGUGAACCUCGCGCACCACGCCUACUGGAACCUCGGCGGCCACGGCAGCGGCACCGUCCUCGACGAGACGGUGCAGCUCUUCGCGUCCCGGUACACGCCCGUGGACGCCGCGCUCAUCCCGACGGGGCGGCUCGCGCCCGUCGCCGGCACGCCCUACGACUUCCGCCGCGGGGCGGCGGCGCGCGUGGGCUCGCGCGUCGGCGUCCCCGGCGGCGUCUCCGGGUACGACACCAACUACGCCGUGGACGGCGCCGGCGCGGGCGGUCAUCAGCGGCGGCUACGGCCCGUGGCGGUCGUCCGGGACGGCGCGACGGGGCGGGCGAUGGAGCUGUGGGCCGACCAGCCCGGCGUGCAGUUCUACACGGGCAACGGGCUCGCCGGCGUGCGCGGCAAGGACGGCAGGGUGUACGGCCGGUACGGCGCGCUGUGCCUGGAGACGCAGGGGUUCCCCGACGCCGUGAACCACCCGAGCUUCCCGUCGCAGAUCGUCCGGCCGGGGCAGGUGUACGAGCACAACAUGGUGUUCAGGUUCUCCUUCUUCUAGCUAAGCUAUAGCGCUAGUCAUAUGCAUGCAUCCGGCUCGCCGGAUGCACUGUCACGUUGAGAGUUUUUGCUAGAAGAAAUGAAGAAUAAUAAUAGCACGCGCAUGUUUCUGUGCUUCGUCCUCCUUGACUUCAGUCAACAAUUGAAGGUGUUUUGGAAACUCUCUUGAUA
Molecule: messenger RNA, 1303 nt
Organism: Oryza brachyantha (malo sina)
Lineage: Eukaryota; Viridiplantae; Streptophyta; Magnoliopsida; Poales; Poaceae
Product: galactose mutarotase-like
Exons: 5
Coding region: 12-1133 (373 amino acids)
Biological process (GO): beta-D-galactose catabolic process via UDP-galactose, Leloir pathway; glucose metabolic process
Molecular function (GO): aldose 1-epimerase activity; carbohydrate binding
Source: RefSeq, a predicted model, not a curated record